Messenger RNA from Aspergillus puulaauensis, 1407 nucleotides. It is a transcript of the gene gel2, whose product is annotated as 1,3-beta-glucanosyltransferase gel2. Gene Ontology annotation, molecular function: 1,3-beta-glucanosyltransferase activity. The record is from RefSeq and is a predicted model, not a curated record. Bases 1 to 1407 code for a protein of 468 amino acids. The transcript is spliced from 5 exons. Lineage: Eukaryota; Fungi; Ascomycota; Eurotiomycetes; Eurotiales; Aspergillaceae. Gene Ontology annotation, cellular component: cytoplasm; fungal-type cell wall. Gene Ontology annotation, biological process: fungal-type cell wall (1->3)-beta-D-glucan biosynthetic process.
AUGGUCCCCGCAUACGGUCGCAUUCUCGCCGCGGUCUGCGCUCUCGCAACUACCGCCAAUGCUGUUGUCCCCGUUGAAGUCAAGGGAAAGGACUUUGUCAACAGCGAGACGGGUGAUCGUUUCCAGGUUCUUGGUGUUGAUUACCAGCCCGGUGGUACCUCCGCCGUCAACAAAAAAACCGACCCUCUCAGUGACCGCGAUGAGUGUCUGCGCGAUGCUGCGCUUAUGCAGAGACUGGGUGUGAACACCAUCCGUAUCUACAACUUGUCGCCUGAGCUCAACCACGACGAGUGUGUCUCCAUCUUCAAUGCCGCCGGAAUCUACAUGAUCCUCGACGUUAACUCGCCUCUGUACCCCGGUUAUAUCGACCGUACUGCUCCUUGGGAAACCUACAACAAGGACUACUACACCCAGGUCUUCGGUAUCGUUGAGGCUUUCAAGGACUACCCUAACACUCUGGCUUUCUUCGCCGGAAACGAGGUUAUCAACGAGGACAGUGUUAAGCAAGUGCCUCAGUACAUUCGUGCGGUCCAACGUGACAUGAAGGAAUAUAUUGACAACCACCUCGACCGUGCGAUCCCCGUCGGUUACUCCGCUGCUGAUAUUCGCCCUAUCCUUGAGGAUACUCUCAACUACUUCAUGUGCGAGGAUGAGGACUCCCCCAAGUCCCACUCCGACUUCUUCGGCCUGAACUCCUACUCCUGGUGCGGAGACGCCGACUACAAGAGCUCCGGAUACAACGUCCUCACCGACAUGGUUAGCGACGCCACCAUCCCCGUCUUCUUUUCUGAGUACGGCUGCAACGAAGUUAAGCCUCGUGAGUUCACUGAAGUCGCCGCCAUCUAUGGCGAGGAGAUGUCUCAGUCUUUCUCUGGCGGUCUCGUCUACGAGUACACCCAGGAAGACAACGACUACGGUCUUGUCAAGCUCAACAACAGCGACACCGCCACCCUGCUCAUUGACUUUGAGAAUCUGCAGAAGCAGUACGCCAAGCUCGACAUGGACCGCAUCCGCUCCUCCAACUCCAGCCAGACCAACAUCAAGCCCAUCACCUGCAGCUCUGACCUCAUCAAGAACGGUACAUUCAGCAGCAACUUUACCCUCCCCGCUAAGCCCCCAGGUGUCCAGAAGCUCAUUGACGACGGCUACGACAAGGUCACGGCCGGCAAGCUCGUCGAUGUUGAGUCCGAGGACGUCAAGCAGACCAUCUAUGACCACACUGGCAAGAAGGUGACCGGCCUCAAGUUGAAUGUUCUUGCCGACGGCGAGUCCAACGAACCCGGUGGCAGCACUGGCUCCAGCUCCGGCUCUAGCUCCGAUGACGACGACAAUGCCGCUGGCAUCGUCGCUGUGCCUGUGGGCCUGGCCACUAUUGCCGCUACCCUGUUUGCUCUGGUCAUGCUGUAA